Octodon degus (degu) is the source of this 4847-nucleotide messenger RNA. RefSeq names its product interleukin 6 signal transducer (gene Il6st). Gene Ontology annotation, molecular function: cytokine binding; cytokine receptor activity. The coding region runs from base 238 to 2976 and encodes 912 amino acids. Gene Ontology annotation, cellular component: CRLF-CLCF1 complex; membrane; external side of plasma membrane. The transcript has 16 exons. Gene Ontology annotation, biological process: positive regulation of tyrosine phosphorylation of STAT protein; cytokine-mediated signaling pathway. The record is from RefSeq and is a predicted model, not a curated record. Lineage: Eukaryota; Metazoa; Chordata; Mammalia; Rodentia; Octodontidae.
GCCGCGCUGGGCCCGGGCCGAGGGCCGAGCGCGGCGGCAGCUGCGGCGAGGAAGGAGCUGUGAGGGGACGCGGGCUCCGGCGAGCGGCCGCGGGGCCCACGGAGCCGUCCGGCGGGCUCCGCUGACUGGGGGGCGCGCCCGCCUGGCCGACGGGUCCGCCUCGGCGGGCGCCCAGGGGUCGAGUGCGCGGCGGACGCCGAGGAUCCAGGCUUCGGGCCUGAGAAAUACCUAUUCAAGAUGAUGCUGCAGAUUUGGGUCGUGCAAGCUUUGGUUGUUUUCCUCACCACUGAGUGUAUAGGUCAACUUGUGGAGUUGUGUGGUGUUAUCAGCCCUGAAUCUCCAGUUAUACGCAGUGGCUCUAAUUUCACUGCAUUCUGUGUGUUAAAGGAAAAAUGUAUGAGUGUUUAUGAUGUAAAUGCUUCUUACAUUAUCUGGAAAACAGACCAUGUUCAAGUUCCUAAGGAGCAGUACACCAUCAUCAAUACAACAACAUCCAGUGUCACCUUUACAAAUAUAGGUUUAUUAAACGUUCAGCUGAUGUGCAACAUUCUCGCGUACGGACAGAUGGAGAUGAGUGUCUAUGGAAUCAGAGUGCGCACCGGCUUUCCUCCAGAAAAACCUAAAAACCUGACUUGCAUUGUCAAUGAAGGGAAGAAGAUGUUGUGUCAGUGGGAUCCCGGGAGGGAAACACACCUGGAAACAAAUUACACUUUAAAGUCGGAGUGGGCAACAGAGAAGUUUAAAGAUUGUAAAGCAAAACCUGACAGCCCUGGCUCAUGCCUUGUUGAAUAUGCUCCUGUGUAUUUUGUCAACAUUGAAGUCUGGGUAGAAGCUCAGAAUGCCCUUGGAAAGGUUCAAUCUGAUCCUCUCAACUUUGAUCCUAUAGAUAAAGUGAAGCCCAGUCCACCUCGUAAUUUAUCAGUGAGCAACUCUGAGGAGCUAUCCAGUGUCCUUAAAUUAACAUGGCUCAAUCCAAGUGCUACGAAUGUUAUGAGGCUGAAAUACGACAUUCAGUAUAAGACCAAAGAUGCUUCAGCGUGGAGCCAGAUUCCCCCUGAAGAUACAGCAACAACCCGAACUUCAUUCACUGUCCAGGACCUUAAGCCUUUCACAGAGUAUGUGUUUAGGAUUCGCUGUAUGAAGGAAGAUGGAAAGGGCUUCUGGAGCGACUGGAGCAAAUACGCAAGUGGGACUACGUACGAAGCUAGACCGUCGAAAGCACCCAGUUUCUGGUAUAAGAUACCAUCCCAUACUCCAAGCUCUAGAUCUGUACAGUUCAUAUGGAAGACACUGCCUCCUUCUGAAGCCAAUGGGAAAAUCUUGGAUUAUGAAGUGACUCUGACAAGAUGGAAAUCACGCUCACAGAAUUACACAGUUAAGGCCACAAACUUGACAGUAGACCUCACAAAUGACCGCUACGUGGCAAUGCUCACGGCGCGCAACCUGGCUGGCAGAUCAGAUGCUGCCGUUAUAACUGUCCCCGCCUGUGACUUCCAAGCUACUCACCCUGUAACGGGCCUUAAAGCAUAUCCCAAGGACAACAGGCUCUGGGUGGAAUGGACCCCCCCAGGGAGAGCCGUGCGGAAGUACAUACUCGAGUGGUGUGUGUUGUCAGCUAAGUCGCCCUGCGCCCCUGACUGGCAGCAAGACAGUGGUACCACCCAUCGCACCUAUUUAAGAGGGGAGCUGGCAGAGAGCAAAUGCUACCUGAUCACAGUGACACCUGUGUACGCCGGCGGGCCGGGCGCCCCCGAGGCCACGAAGGCGUACCUCAGGCAGGCCGCACCUUCCAAAGGACCUACUGUGCGGACAAAAAAAGUGGGGAAAAAUGAAGCUGUCUUAGAGUGGGACCAGCUUCCAGUUGAUGUUCAGAACGGAUUUAUCAGAAAUUACACCAUAUUUUAUAGAACCAUCAUUGGAAAUGAAACUGCUGUGAACGUGGAUUCUUCACACACAGAGUACACGUUGUCCUCUCUGACUAGCGACACACUGUACAUGGUACGAAUGACAGCGUAUACAGAUGAAGGAGGAAAGGAUGGCCCGGAGUUCACUUUCACUACACCAAAGUUUGCUCAAGGAGAAAUCGAAGCCAUAGUUGUGCCUGUUUGCUUAGCAUUCCUGUUGACGACUCUUCUAGGUGUAUUGUUCUGCUUUAAUAAGCGAGAUCUAAUUAAGAAGCACAUCUGGCCUAAUGUUCCAGACCCUUCAAAGAGUCACAUCGCCCAGUGGUCACCUCACACGCCUCCACGGCACAAUUUUAAUUCAAAAGAUCAAAUGUAUUCAGAUGGCAAUUUCACUGAUGUAAGUGUUGUAGAAAUAGAAGCAAAUGACAAAAAGCCUUUUCCAGAAGACCUGAAAUCCUUAGACCUAUUCAAGAAGGAGAAAACCAGUGCCGAAGGGCACAGCAGUGGCAUCGGAGGGUCUUCGUGCAUGUCCUCCUCGAGGCCAAGCAUUUCCAGCGGGGACGAGAACGAGUCUGCGCAGAACACCGCGAGCACGGUCCAGUAUUCUACCGUGGUGCACAGCGGCUACCGGCACCAGGUCCCGUCGGUACAGGUCUUCUCGAGGUCCGAGUCCACCCAGCCCUUGCUGGAUUCGGAGGAGCGGCCAGAAGACCUGCAGCUGAUGGACAGUGGAGACGGCGGGGGUGGUCUUCUGCCUCAGCAGCAGUACUUCAGGCAGAACUGCACUCAGCCUAAAACCAGUCCAGAUAGUUCACAUUGUGAAAGGUCAAAGCAAGUUGCUUCGAGCAGUGAGGAAGAUUUUCUUAGACUUAAACAGCAGCAGAUUCCAGGUCCUGUUUCACAGGCCUGCGGGGCUGAGCAGAUGAAAGUGUUUCAGGGAGUUUCUGCAUCAGGUGCCCUUGGCACCGAGACUGAGGCACAGGUGGAGAGCCUGGAGGCCGCCGCGGAGGACGGGAUGCCGAAGAGCUACCUUCCGCAGACUGUCAGGCCAGGCGGCUACAUGCCCCAGUGAAGGACUAGUUCCUCCUCCUCCUCCUCCUCCUCCUUCAGCAGUACCCGUGAAGCUAAAAGAUUCUGUCUGUGAUCUCAGAUAAAAAUGCUCUUCACUCCCGGAAGAUGGUCCUUUGCCCUGAAGGGUACAGUCUCACCUGGGCUGUUUCCAUUCCUGGGUAUCUGGGGUUGCACUGUCAGCACUACAGAAACUGACUUUAUCCUCUGAGUACUGAACAAUUUUUUGUUCUUUCUGGAUGUUUGCACUGAAGAAAAUCGGCUCAUCUGCAAUUAUAAAGUAAAAACUUGUGUUUUCCUAUGUAGAAGACAGAAGUUACUUAAGUAAGGACCAGUGAUAUGCCAUACUUCACGCACCUAUACUGGUUUUUAAUUAAUCAUUGAAAAGUGUGUUGGGGAUGGUUAAUUAAAAAAAUAUAGAGUAGCAAGACCUGGAUCCUCCACUUCAGCUGCCCGUAUAAAGUUUCUGAGAGGCCUGGAGGCCUUCAUACCUGAGCCUAGCUUUUGAGGUCUGACACAAAGCAAUGGUGAUGGCAGGUGCAUUUCUAGUUUAAAAACGCACCUGCCACUUGCUCCUAAGAAGAGGACGUUAAGAGCUUUAGCUUGGCAGACUAUACUCAUUUUUUAAUAUGUAAUUUUUAAAAUUUCACUAAGUUUUUUUAAGUUCACUUUUUAUUAUUGACAACUUGGAAGCUCCUCACAAAUUCAGCAGAGUGCCCUGCUGAGAGCUGCUGUGACGGACCCCAUGAGCUCCCCUGAGCAUUUUAAAAUUGCUCUUUGUAAAGGCUUUCUCCUCUACAUACAUGUACGUAUGUGUACAUAUAUGAACAUCAUCAACCUUUGUUAGGACUUCAGAAGAUUUGGUGGAAAAGCACUUUAUGCCAGUAUGUCAUCAUAGUGUAUUUUAAUUGAAUAUGCUUUUCAGAAUGCCAGGGUUGAAGUUUUUCUUUUUUAGUUAGGUAUUUGUAGCAAACUUAGAGGACACUUUUCCCCAAAACAAAAAACCCCCAAAUACACAUACUGGUAUAAUUUUCACAGCCAGUGAUCCUUUUACCUAAAGGGGUCUUUGCUUUUCGUUUGAUUUUCUUUGAGAUAAGCUGCCGCGUGCUGCCUGGUGGCCCUGUCCCCAGGGGCCCAGUCAUCUGCGCAGCCACCUUAGUGGGGGGACCGCAGGUGUGCGCUGCCCGCCCAGCACAUCUGCGUAUUAGCGUAAUCCUCCUCCCAUUGACUCUCUUCAGGGCAGAGGUGGGCCAGACUUCUAGGGUUUAGCACUAAAAUUGCUAAUGCAUUUAUGCCAUCCCCUAUCACAUGUGACAUGGACAAAAGACAGACACCAAGUAAAAGAAAUUGUCACACAUCAUUAAUGAUUGACAGCUACCACCAAGGGAAUUCAGAGGAAACAGAUUUUUCUCAUAUAUUUUGAAUUUUAGAAAACAAGCAGACUUAAAGUAAUUUCUAGGUUAUUAAAAAGGCUAAGAAAAUUGAUAUGCAUUUAUAGUUGAAAUAUUCUACUUUUUACUCUUAGAAUAUUGUUCAGAUUAGACUUCUUGUUAUAUUUUCUUAUUUGUAGUCUUACAUUUGCAUAAUGCCUAAAUACUUUCCUGAGUUCUAUCUCAAAUAUGAUCAUUGUGAGAUGGUAAGUGCUUUGUCCUAAUAGAUCCUGCUUCCUGCUUUAGGCAAAAGCCAGCAUUACCCCGGUGAAAUGACAGGACCAGAAGUGAAGGCGGGAAGUAAGACAGGAGGUCAGGCGGGGUAGGGAACCCGAACUCACACUACACAUAAGGGCGGCGCCGCCGUCCGCGUCCCGACUGGGUUUGUCUUGCUAUGUGGCUGUUCGUCAGGAACAUUGUACUAUUAAAUUUUCCUUUUCUCAAA